AUGUCUGUUGCCGUCGCGCUGGCCCGCAGCUGGAGGGGGGCGGGAUGCCGGGGUGUCGGUCUGGCACGGCUGGGAUGGGCGGCGGGCCAGCACGCAGCCCUGGACGCCGCCGCCGCCGCCCCCGCCACGGGGCGCUGGGUGCCGCCGCUGGCCCCGCCGUUACCGGGCAGCCAGGCCCCCGCCGGGUGCAGGGCCUACACGACGCCGCCCGUGGAGGCCUGGGAGAGCCUGCGGGACAGCUUCAGCAGCAUCACUGCCGAGGUGGGGGACGACGGCGUGGCGGUGCUGGCCAUCGACCGACCCCAGGCCCUCAAUGCCCUCAACUCCCAGGCAGGCCCCGGCCCCAGGCCGUGUCGCGCACCGAAGCGCAGCCUGCAUGGCUCGCAGCGCCCCGUUGCCGCCCUGGCAGCGCCUGUGUUGCUUCACCAUACAGGCAGGCAGCCCAGCCUGGUCAUGUCUGAGCUAGUGUCUGCCUGCUUGUACCUGGACCGCAACCACUCCACCGCCAAGGUCAUCAUCAUCACUGGGUCAGGCGACAAGGCCUUUGCGGCUGGGGCAGACAUCAAAGAGAUGGCGGCAGUCACUUACUCAGAGGCCUACAACAACAGCUUGCUCAACGGCUGGGAGACGCUCCGCACCGUGCGCAAGCCGCUCAUCGCCGCGGUCAACGGCUACGCGCUGGGGGGCGGCUGCGAGCUGGCGCUGAUGUGCGACAUCGUGCUGGCCUCAGACAGAGCCCAGUUUGGGCAGCCCGAGAUCACGCUGGGCGUGAUCCCGGGCAUGGGCGGCACGCAGCGCCUGCCGCGCGCGGUGGGCAGGAGCCGCGCCAUGGAGCUGAUCCUGACGGGGGACCGCAUCGGGGCGGAGGAGGCGGUACGCAUCGGGCUGGCCAGCCGCGCGGUACCGCACGGCGAGCUGAUGGCGGAGGCGCGCAAGGUUGCGGCCAAGAUAGCCAGCCACUCCGCCCCCGCGGUGGCCAAGGCCAAGGAGUGCGUGGCUGUGGCUCAGGAGGCGGCGCUGGGGGAGGGGCUGCGCUUUGAGAAGCGCGAGUUCUGGUCCUGCUUUGCGCUGGAGGACCAGAAGGAGGGGAUGGCGGCGUUUGUGCAAAAGCGCGCGCCGCAGUGGGUGCACAAGCGAGCCACCGCUUGCAAGUCGCAGCAGCAGCCGCAGCAGCAAUGGCCCCUCAACAUGCAGGAGGGCAGCAGCAGCACCCGCCGCCGCCUGCUGGCGGCUGCCGCCGCGCUGCCGCCCUGCGCGUGCGCCGUCUGCGCUGCGGCGUCUGCCGCGGAGCAGCAGCAGCGGCCGCGCAGCGGGGUGCUGGACCGCGCCUUUGCUGCGGCCAUGGCGGAGGGCAUGGCAGAGUAUGAGGCCAGCGUCGCUCCCCUGAAGCGCCUCCUCUUUGGUGAGCUGCUGGAGGGCCUGCCGGCCACCGCCACCAGCCAGGAGCCCGCUCAGCUGCUGGAGCUGGGAGUGGGCACAGGCCCAAACCUGCCAUGCUACGCUGGAUUCUACGGCCUGGGCGGUAGCGGUGGCGGCGGGGCCGGCAGCAGCAGCACGGGCGGCAGUGCCAGCAGCAGUGGCAGCGCAGCAAGCGCCGCGCCUCCGCCACCCCUGCACAUCACCGGCCUGGACCCCAACGCCUUCAUGCGCCCCUACCUGGAGCAGAGCCUGCAGCGCGCCGGCUGGCCACGUGAGCGCCUCACCUGGGUGGAGGGCAGCGCAGAGGCGGUGCCGCUGGCGGAUGCCUCCAUGGACGCCGUCGUGUGCACACUGGUGCUGUGCUCGGUGUCGGAUGUGGAGGCGGUGGUGCGGGAGGCGUCGCGGGUGUUGAAGCUGGGCGGAGCGAUGCUGUUCAUUGAGCACACGGCAGCACAGGGCCAGCCGCUGCUGUGGGCGGCCCAGCGGCUGCUCAACCCGCUGCAGUGCCUACUGGCCGACAACUGCCACCUCACGCGCGACCCGCUGCCGCUGCUGGAGGCCUGCCCAGGCUUCUGCGGCGGCGUGGAGGCGCGGCGGCUGAGCGUGGAGGGAGCCUCGCUGAUUGCGCCGCACGUGGCGGGCAUUGCGCGGCGCCAGGCAGAGGUGCUGUGAGGGCGCCGCCUCAUGUGCAGCUGCCUGCCCUUCAUUUGCCAUGGUGUGUGUGCCUUUCCUGCCACUAAUCCACACAUGUGCCCCUAGCCCUUGCUCUCUGAUGUCUGGCAGCUGCCCUACUAAUAGUACGCUGUCACACCGGGGAAGGAA
This is a messenger RNA of Chlorella variabilis, 2241 nucleotides long. RefSeq lists its product as hypothetical. The record is from RefSeq and is a predicted model, not a curated record. Lineage: Eukaryota; Viridiplantae; Chlorophyta; Trebouxiophyceae; Chlorellales; Chlorellaceae. The coding region runs from base 1 to 2091 and encodes 696 amino acids. The transcript has 10 exons. Gene Ontology annotation, biological process: fatty acid beta-oxidation. Gene Ontology annotation, molecular function: enoyl-CoA hydratase activity; S-adenosylmethionine-dependent methyltransferase activity.